This is a messenger RNA of Aphidius gifuensis, 2941 nucleotides long. Its product is annotated as UDP-glucosyltransferase 2-like. The record is from RefSeq and is a predicted model, not a curated record. The transcript has 5 exons. Gene Ontology annotation, molecular function: UDP-glycosyltransferase activity. Bases 68 to 1636 code for a protein of 522 amino acids. Lineage: Eukaryota; Metazoa; Arthropoda; Insecta; Hymenoptera; Braconidae.
AGUUGGAAAUUGUUUGCUGUAAACUCAUCAACAACUUGAGUAUUAAAAGAAAAAAAAAUACACAAUAAUGUGGUUUCCCAUGAGAUUCGUAAUACUUUUAGUAAUUUUUAUAACUCAUAAUAAUUACACCGAGUCAUUACGAAUAUUAGGAAUAUUUCCAUUAGCUGGAAAAAGUCAUUUUUAUACAGGUGAAAAAAUUCUAAAAUCUCUUGUUAAAAAAGGACACAGUGUUGACAUGCUAAGUCAUUUUCCACAGAAAAAAAGUAUUGUUAAUUAUACUGAUAUAAGCAUCGCUGGAUCAAUUGAAGAAGCAACAAAUAAUUUGGAAUUCAAAGAAGCCAUUAAAUUUCAACCGACAUCAAUGAAAUAUUUUGUUGAAGAAGGUGGAAAUAAAAUUUGUGAUUUAUUAAGUCACAAAGAAAUACAACUUCUAUUAUCAAAAAAUAAAAAAACAUAUGACGUGAUUGUCAUUGAGAUUUUCCUGGCACCGUGUUAUCUAGCAUUUGGAAGACACUUUGAUGCACCAGUUGUUGGUGUUGUUACUUGCAAACAGCUUGACUGGUUAUAUCAACCAUUUGGAAAUCCAGUAAAUACAGCAUAUUUUAAAAGUUUAUUUUCUUCAACAAGUGAACAAAUGACAUUUAUUGAACGACUUAAAAAUACAUUGAUAUUUAAUAAUGUCGUUUUGCAAACUGAUUAUUACAUGGAGCAUCAAUGUUAUCAUGUUGAAAAAUUUUUUAACAUUAAAUUAUCAUCAAUUAAAGAGUUGUAUAAUGAUGUGGGAGUUGUAUUAUUUAAUUCACAUUAUAGUAUUAAUGAUGUCAAAGAAGUUGUUCCAGCUUUUGUUGAUAUUGGUGGAAUUCAUGUUAAUCAAAAUCAAACAUUAUCAAAGGAUGUUCGUGAAUGGCUUGAUGAAAGUGUAAAUGAUUGUGUUUACAUUUCGUUUGGCUCAAUGGUACGAAUCGAAACCCUACCACUUGUAACUAUACUGGAGUUCUACGAAAUGUUUAGAAGAAUAGCACCAACUAGAGUUUUAAUGAAAAUUGCAAAACCUCAUUUAUUACCACCAAAUUUACCAUCAAAUGUUAAAACUUCAACAUGGUUACCACAAAUUGCUGUUCUAAAACAUAAAAAUGUCAAGGCAUUUGUUACUCAUGGAGGUUUAUUGGGAACUCAAGAAGCAAUUGCAUGGGGUGUUCCAAUGAUUGGCAUUCCAAUAUUUAGUGAUCAAUUUUCAAAUAUUGAUACUUAUGUUAAGAAAAAUUUAGCUGUUUAUCUUGAUGUUCAUAAAUUAACAGCUGAAACUUUGACAAAUGCAGUCAAUGAUAUUUUGAAAAAUCCUAUUUAUCAAAAAAGCAUGAGAGAAGUGUCUAGUCUUUUUAUGGAUCGACCAAUGAGUGCUGAAGAUACAGCUGUUUAUUGGGUUGAAUAUGUUGCAAGACAUGGUAAUCGUUUAAGAUCACCAGCAACAAAAUUAUCCUGGUGGCAGUAUUAUCUUAUUGAUGUUUAUGGAUUCAUCAUUGCAUUUAUUUUAAUUUUAUUGUGGACUAUUAAAAAAUUCAUUCAUUUUUCUAUGCAAGCAUUUUUUAUGCAAUGGAAUUAUUUCAAGAAUAUUUCGAAAGCUAAAAAAUCAUAGGUAUUUUAAAUAUAAUUGUUUUUUUAUCAACAAAAUUCAUUAUGUAAAUUUUAUUCAUUAAGAUGAUUUAUGUUGUAAUUAAAUAUUUAAUUAUAUGAAUUUUAGAAUAAUUAUAUUGUAAAAAUGACUCAUGAGAAAGUAAAAAAAAUUGUGACAGUGGAAAAAAUUAUUUCUUGCUAAAAAUAUUGAAACAUUUUAUUUGAACAAAAAUAUCAUCGAUCAUUGAAUGAAAAUUUAUAGUGUUUUUAUUUUGAGGUAAUCUUGGAAAGAGUUAGUUAAACUAAAAAAUUAAAAUCAAGAUUAAUUAUGCUAAUUAAUAAUUGAUAAAAAAAUAAAUUUAACAUUUUAAUAAAACAAAUAAAAUUUUGCAAAUGAGAUUUUCGAUAUUGUUGAUGUACUUAUUGACGCAUUGACGAAAGAACAGUCAGAUAAGACAUCGAUGUUUUCAAAACCUUUGAAAAUUAAAAAUAGAUAUAUUAUUAAUAAAAAUUAUAAAUUAAAUAAUAAAAUAGUUUUUUACAUACAGCACCACAAUGUUGUAGAUUCAAUUCAUAAAAACCACCUGCCUAAAUAUUAAUUAUUCAAACAUAAUUUAAAAAUACAAUGUACAUUAAAUUAUAUUUUAAAAUUUGUACCGUUAAACUUUUUGGUUUUGCACUUCGCAUAAGAAUAAAGAGAAUUUUUUUUUUCGAUUUGAUUGAUAAUGAUUCCCACUGACAAUCGUAUCUAAAAAAUAAAUGAAAUAUAGUUUUUAUUUUAUAAUUAUGUAGGAUAAUAACUUACACUAAAUCAAAAAGACCAGUACUGUGAUCAACAAGUUCUUGACCCGGUAAACUGUUGAAAAAUAAAUGUACCAUUUGUCCAAAUGCAAAAGCAGCAAAUCUCAUUGCUUGAUCUGUUUGAUCCAUUUGCUUUAUUGUCUGUAUGUAUAAAUUAAUAAUAUUAAUUAUCAUUUUAAAUUAUUAAAUAUUUAUUUAUAAACAAUUACUUACUUCAAGACCAGUGAUACUUAUUGCAAGCAUAUUUUCUAUAAUCACAAUUCCAUACAUAUUUUUAAGCGAUGCUUCAAUAAAAUCAGCAAACCUUGAAUACAAAUUAUAAAAAAUAACAGUCAAUAAAAAAGAUAUACAUAUACAUGUACUAUUAUUAUAAGAAUAUAAAAAAAAAUUACUCAAUAGCUUGUUGAUGUACUUGAAGAGCAUUUAUAAGAACAUCGUUUUCGAAUUUUUCCGUAUGCUUUUUGUUUCCUUGAUCCAAUUUUUUUAAUGUAAAACUACAAAUAAAUAGAAAUUUUUUGGAAUAAUA